Molecule: messenger RNA, 1188 nt
Organism: Zerene cesonia (dogface butterfly)
Lineage: Eukaryota; Metazoa; Arthropoda; Insecta; Lepidoptera; Pieridae
Gene: Xpac
Product: DNA repair protein complementing XP-A cells homolog
Exons: 4
Coding region: 239-1132 (297 amino acids)
Biological process (GO): nucleotide-excision repair, DNA damage recognition; base-excision repair; UV-damage excision repair
Cellular component (GO): nucleotide-excision repair factor 1 complex
Molecular function (GO): damaged DNA binding
Source: RefSeq, a predicted model, not a curated record
GUACAUACAAAUAUAGUUUUUAAUCUGUGGAUAAUGGAUUUAAAAAGUUAAAUACCAUAAUUUAUUAUUAAACUAUUUGCUUGCAACUUACUUGCUUACUAGGUUGAUAUAAAAAAUUGAUUAUAUUAUUAAGAAAUAAUGUGAAGGAACUUAAACAUUAUCAAAAAAUAAAUAGUUAAUAAUUUUAUACAUUAAUUUAAAAUGAGGUGUUAAUCAUUCAGUUAUCAUUUACCUCAAAAUGCAUGGAGAAAGUUUGGCAAAUGGGCAACUUAAAAAUGAAAAACUUAAGAUAUCACAAAGUAACAGUAAAAGCCCUGAUAGUAUAAAAGAUAAAAGUAUAGUUUUAGAUAAACAAGACAUUCAAGAUGUAGAUAUAGAGAAAGAUGUAGAUGCAAGCUUAAGUGCAGCGCAGCGUGCACGGGCUGAGCGCAACCGACAGCGUGCUAAAGCUCUGCGUGAGGCCCGUCUUGUCAAGCAGCCCCUCAUAAGCAAAAUAAGUGAAAACUGCAUUCCACGAGCUAUCGACUCUGGUGGUGGCUUUCUACUAGAGGAGACAGAGGAAGAUCCAUUGCGGCCAGUGGCUGAACCCGCUCCUAUUGUGCACCAUACUGAGCAGCCUCACUGUUUGGAGUGUGAGCGGCCCUUCCCGCAGUCAUACCUCUUUGAUACAUUCGAUUACAGUGUAUGUGAUGAAUGCAGGGACGAUAACGAUAAACAUGUUCUCAUCACAAGAACCGAAGCUAAAAGUGAGUAUCUACUGAAAGACUGCGAUCUAGACGCGCGACCGCCCCCGCUGCGGUGCGUGCGGCGGCGCAACCCCCACCGCGCGCGCUUCGCCGAGAUGCGGCUGUACCUGCGUGCGCAGGUGGAGGCGCGCGCGCUCGAGGUGUGGGGCUCGGCCGAGCAGCUCGAGCGCGAGCGAGCGGAACGGGACGAGCGGCGCGAGCGCGCCACGGCCACGGCGCAGCGCCGCCGCCUUCGCGCGCUGCGCAUGGACGUGCGCUCCAGCCUGUACGACCGCACGCGCGACCUGCACGAGCACGACUACGGGCCCGAGCGAUACGACGCUGACAACGACGUGUACGAGCGCACCUGUGCCUGCGGUCACGUGCAGACAUAUGAGAAGAUGUAAUAAAACCAUACAAGUCCAUUGAUAACACUGUGAAUUUACAACAGGACAAAUGUAAC